Molecule: messenger RNA, 354 nt
Organism: Linum trigynum
Lineage: Eukaryota; Viridiplantae; Streptophyta; Magnoliopsida; Malpighiales; Linaceae
Source: the annotation of a GenBank genome assembly
AUGCGAGUAGCUGUUGUGCAUCAGGUGGAGCAAGUGCUUCGUGCUCAACUUGCUCGCCAUUCUAAUCGUUACCCUCCCAGGGAAAUUCGUCUCUGGUUUCGUGGACUACAUCGGGUUCAUCAACAAGGACCCACUGAUUGCAGAUUUGAAGAAUCGCAUAACGAUGUCAGGGAGUGGAACAGAGAGCAAGUCGCUAGAGCUUCGAUGGACCAUGUAAUUGAAAAGCCAUUCGAGGACGAAGAUGGGGAUCUGAUUCCCGAGCACCACCAUGUCUUCGAUGAAUCGCAACUCUACCAACUGUGGUUGAGUUUUCACUUUGGGCUUUUUCCACUUGUUGUUUUCUUGAUCAAAUGA